Molecule: messenger RNA, 828 nt
Organism: Meloidogyne enterolobii
Lineage: Eukaryota; Metazoa; Nematoda; Chromadorea; Rhabditida; Meloidogynidae
Source: the annotation of a GenBank genome assembly
UUUUAUUUAUUUAUUAGUGCAAGGAAAAUUAUGUGGCGGUUGUUAUCAAUAAUUUUAGUAUUUUCUUUUAUUGACGGCACAAUACUUCGAUUAUCACAAGUAAAUGCCUCAUUAUCUUCUUCCCACCAAUCUAAAGUUCCAGUGGAUGUUGAACUCCAAGCUGGCCUUUUACGAGGAUUUGAAUCUAUUUUUCUACACAAACGUGUUCGCUCUUUCUUGGGUGUUCCAUUUGCUGAGCCCCCAAUUGGAGAAUUGAGAUUUUUGCCUCCUCGACUAAAAAAGCCUUGGAAUGAAACCAUUGAAGCAACAACACUCGCCCCAGCAUGUUAUCAAGGAAGAGACACUUAUAACGAAUCAUUUUGGGGUUCUGAAAUGUGGAAUGCAAACACUCCAGUCAGUGAAGAUUGUCUUUACAUGAAUAUUUGGGCACCAGCUGAGGCUAGUAAUCUGACAGUUUUGGUUUGGUUUUUUGGUGGAGGUUUUUGGUAUGGAAGUCCAUCUUUGCUUCUUUAUGAUGGAAAAGCUUUGGCAUUAACUGCAAAUGCUAUUGUUGUUAAUAUAAAUUAUAGACUGGGUGCUUUUGGUUAUUUGUAUUUGGGAGAUUCUGAAGUUCCUGGAAAUAUGGGAAUGCUAGAUCAGCAACUUGCACUUUAUUGGAUUAGAGAGAAUAUUGAAGCUUUUGGUGGAAAUCCAAAAUCAGUAACUAUUUUUGGAGAAAGUGCCGGUGCUUCUAGUAUUGUUGCUCAUUUAAUUGCACCAGGAUCGCGUGGACUCUUUCACAAUGGAAUUCUUCAAUCAGGCAUUCGAUUAAUAAAUUUAUUUAUUUAA